AUGGAUACAGGGCUUUCGAAGGAUGUGUGGGAGGCUACCGGUCAGAACGCUCUGGUGACUGACUCGGUUAAGCUUGCUACGAAGCUUUUAGCUUCCAAAGGAACUUUUGUCACCAAGGUUUUUAGAUUCCAAGAUUAUACUGCUGUCCUUUUCUAUCAUAGACCGCUCUUUGAGAAGGUUCAAGUGGAUAAACCACAAGCUAGUCGAUCAGCAUCAGUAGAAAUUUAUAUAGUGGGUUUCAAGUAUAAGGUACCUGCUAAAAUUGAUCCGCUACUUCUUGAUGUAAAGUACCUCUUCCAAGGAGAUCGGGAAGGCAAGGAAGAUAAAGAUGAUAGGAUACUUAAUGAAAUGGAGGAGCAGACGAAUGCCAUGGAGCAGAAGAAGAAAAAGGCAAAGAAACUUCUAGCAAAGAGACAAGCUAAGGACAGUGUUAGGAAAGCAUUAGGCAAGCAAAUAGACGCAAUAGAGGAUGGCUACACUGAUCAUGAAUUCCCAAGGGUGUCAUCUAGUGAUGCAGACACUGAUGAAGAACACCAGCGGUAUGGUGAGCCACUACAGGAGUUAUUCGACGAAGCCUCCGUAAGAUUUGUAGCUAAACAGGAAGGAAUACCACUCUUAGAGAAUGCACCGAGUCAGGAAGAGAUUGUAGCAAAAUGGUUAAGUCAAGAUGUCUUUAUGGGCGCUGAUGAAAGAGAGGAUUUGGAGAAUGGUGAUAGUGAUAAUGAAAUGCAGUUGGAUAUGCCAGUCGAACACCAGAAAAAACUUAAAGGUUCAAGAAAGAAGAGUAAAUUACCAACGGUAAAAGUUUCCAAGGUGGAUGACGAUUUUGAGAUUGUUCCUGCUCCACAUACAAAUUCUAGUGAUUCAUCAGACGACUCAGAUGAAGACGACAUUAGUUCAAAAUCAGAGAUAUUGGCUUGUGCAAACACAAUGCUGAUGAAAAAGCAGAGGGAACAGGAUGAUCGAGGUAGAGACCUGAGAGAAAAGCUUGACAGAAGGCACUCUCCACCGCGUAGAUACUCACCAGAGAGAGAUACAAGAGCAAGACAUGUGUCUCAUGGGGUACAUGCCAUCAUCAUCAUCAUCAUCAUUCCAUCUUUUUUCCUCUCCGAUACCCCAAACUCUCUUGUGGAUAGGGGAAAGGAAGAAGAGGCAAAAGCACUGCUCAAGUGCAAUUGUGGAGUUGAAAACGUUGAUGCUGAAUUCAAUGAUAUUCUUGCAGCCAAAAAUGAAGCAAGACUAGUACAGAAUUCGUGCUGUUAUUACUGGCAUCGUAAUGUCUUGGCGACUUGUGUAUCUAUUGCAUUUGCCGAUAAGUGGGGGAGAACAACUCUAUUUCUUGAAAGAGGUGUUCAGAUGCUCAUCUUUCAGAUUGCAGUUGCAGCUCUUAUUGGGGCCAAAUUUGGUGUGGGGGGAGAUGUGACACAGCUACCACAGUGGUUUGCCAUAGUGGUGGUGAUAUGCAUCUGCAUCUAUGUUGCCGGUUUUGCAUGGUCUUGGGGGCCGUUGGGAUGGCUCUAUGCAAUGUCAGCUGGUCAGAGUGUUAACGUUGCAGUAAACAUGUUCUUCACAUUCUUAAUAGCGCAGGUGUUCCUUUCGAUUCUGUGCACAAUGAAGUUUGGUCUCUUCAUCUUCUUCGCAUUCUUUGUGGUGCUGAUGACCGUGUUUUGUUACUUCUUCAUGCCUGAGACGAAGAACAUUCCUAUUGAAGAUAUAACACAAGUCUGGAGAGAUCACUGGUUUUGGAAAAGAUUUAUGAAUGAUCCUAAUGAUCCCGUCAAUGCAGCAAUCAAGAUGGAACAAGUCUGA
Molecule: messenger RNA, 1809 nt
Organism: Fraxinus pennsylvanica
Lineage: Eukaryota; Viridiplantae; Streptophyta; Magnoliopsida; Lamiales; Oleaceae
Source: the annotation of a GenBank genome assembly